AUGGGGCAGGCUCAUUCGGACAAAAAGAAUAAUUCGCACGAUGGAAACGUGAAGCGAAAAGGGGAAAAGAGGUUAUUUUACCUCGGAGUCAAACGAAGAAGGACAAGGAGUCCCUUGAAGGAGCAAAACAUAGAAACCUACAGAAACACUGGCGUUAAAAAUUUGGCUGAACCAAAGAACGAAAAAAUUUAUACUGCAUUGAGUUUGACCGAAUAUGCCAAGAACUCAGAAAUGGUUGCUUUCUUUAGGUUAUUUGACGAUGACCUCAUUCAAGAUUUUCUGUGGAUGGAUUCUUGUGUAAAAAUAUCCGACAAAUACUUACUCGCAAUGGUAUACGCUUAUUUCAAACGAGCAGAGUUGACCAGACGUGAAUACACCCGGACAAAUUUUUUCCUGGCCUUAUAUUUAGCCAAUGACAUGGAAGAAGACGACGAGGAUCAGAAAUACGACAUUUUGCCUUGGGCACUUGGCCAUAAGUGGCGCGACUUGUUUGACGGCUUCCUUGCCAAACGUGAUAAGUUAUGGAAGAAAAUGAACUACAGAGCUGUUGUAAGCCGGCGAACAUGCGAUGAGGUCAUGUCCAUUGCACCAAGUCAUCCCAUUUGGCAACGAACGAGAAAGCCUCACCAUGGUGGAGCCAUACCUGAAAAUUCAUUCUUGGAAGAAGUUAACCUCACGCCGCGAGGCCCUGGUGCAAGUCCUUUACAUUGCAAGCAAUGUGAAGAAUUGAAGAAACUAGACUCUGGUUCAUCUGGAUAUUUAUCAUCACCACAAUCCAGCGAGGUCUUUUUUAAAGAAAUCAAUGCGCUGCAUUUUAUUUUAUCCCUUCAACACUAUCAUAAUGAGUAA
Molecule: messenger RNA, 849 nt
Organism: Dendronephthya gigantea
Lineage: Eukaryota; Metazoa; Cnidaria; Anthozoa; Malacalcyonacea; Nephtheidae
Product: speedy protein A-like
Exons: 6
Coding region: 1-849 (282 amino acids)
Biological process (GO): positive regulation of cyclin-dependent protein serine/threonine kinase activity
Molecular function (GO): protein kinase binding
Source: RefSeq, a predicted model, not a curated record